GUGCCACCCAGGGAUCCCAAGCCUCAUCUUAUCUUAUAGGAAUGGGGUGGGGCAGGGUGCUGGGACUGGACCAUGCUACUCCGAUAUAGGCCCCAUCAUGUAAAGGUACAAACCUACCCAAUUUUAUUCCUGGAGUUCUAGAGUGGUAAUUCUGGAUCCCCUCAGAUCGCAAGUGCACAGACUGACCUAGGCCAAGGCAGUCCAUCCCUUUCUUCUCCAGUGUCACACUGCUUAAAUGGGCCUGGAGCCCCUGUAACCAGAUCCUCUGUCACUGUUGUGCACUCAAGUCCUCAAAGAAUGACAGAUGUGAUGAUUUGAGCACCUACUAAGUGCAGGACUCUCCCAAAUGUUGGAGAUGCAGGGAAAGAGAGCUGCCUUCAAGAGUUUCUAGACAGACCAGUAGAUACUACCCACUACAGGGGAACUACAGUUUCUGGAAGAUGAUGGGUUUGCCUGUGGACUGCAACACUUUAUAAAGUGCUCCCCUUGAUGGAAGGGAGCCCUGCCUGUAGAAACAUCUCGAGAUCCAGCAGUGAAUCCAUGGUGAAGAAAUAAAAGAUAGGAGGCCAGAGAGUGAGAGACCAGCCUUGCUGGUACCUAAUGGGCUCAUCCCAAAUGUCCCUCCCAGAAACUUCCAAAGGAACCAGCCCAGAAGUUGGGCCUCUGCUGCCCCCUAAUGGAGGAAAGCAGCCUCCGGAGCAGCCUGCUGGGGCCCAACCAACCUGAUCCCCUAAAGAAGAGGGGAUGUGGUGGACCUUCCUGCCUUCAGACUUUUUACUCCCCUACAGUCUUGAGAUUGAUUUCCUACAGCCUCUGAAGCUGAUCCCUCCCUCCUCCCAAGCACUCCUGGCAGCUCCAUUUUCCUAUACCCACUCUCUGUCCUGUUUCCCCAGUUUCCUUUGUUGCCCAGGGUUCUGAUUCUGGCACCCUGGUUCCUGGCCCUGCUAGAGUUCUGGUUCCAGAAGGCCCUCACCAGGUGCCUUGGGCCUAGCUCCCACCCGGGUGCGAGGCCGCACUGAAGACAUGGGCAUGAGCAUCCCCCGGUGCCUGGGGCAUCUGGACAUCCGCAAGGGUGUCGUGGGCUUGGCCACAGGUGCUGGGUUCGUCUAUCUGCUCUACAAGGCCAUCAGGGCGGGCAUAAAAUGCCAGCCGCCGCUCUGCACUGCCUCACCCAUCUGCAUCGCCCGUGAGUGUACGGGCCCUGGGGAGAGGGCUCUGCCCCAGGAGGCACCGGCUCUCGAGGCUUCCAGUGUGGGAGGGCCCAAAGGCCUGGCAGUCGAACGAGAGCGGCACGGGCGAGACUCAGGUGAGCUCCGGAGGCUCCUCAACUCUUUGGAGUGCAAACAGGAUGAGUACGCCAAGAGCAUGAUCCUGCACAGUAUCACGCGCUGUGUGUACUUGCUGGAGGCUGAGGCCUCUGCUUGUACUAAUGAUGAUAUCAGGUUGGUGGGCUCCAUGCUGGAUGACAACGACAACAGUGUCAAAAUCCAAGCUCUGAACACACUUAAAGCUUUCUCUGGCAUCAGAAAAUUCAGGCUUAAAAUCCAGGAACACUCCAUCAAGGUACUGGAACUGAUCUCCACCAUCUGGGAUUCGGAGCUGCACAUUGCAGGCCUCAGACUUCUCAACAGCCUCUCACUGCCCGACUAUGUACAUCCACAGCUGCGACGGGUGAUGCCUGCCUUGAUGGAGAUCCUGCAGUCAGACUAUAUCCUGGCACAGGUGCAAGCUAUACGAUUGCUGAGCUACUUGGCACAGAAAAACGACCUUCUCUAUGAUAUUCUCAACUGCCAGGUGCAUUCCAACUUCCUGAACCUGUUUCAGACCACACAGCCAGGGAGUCUGCUGUUCGAGGUACUGGUGUUUGCUGAGCGGCUAAGUGAGGGCCGGAAUUCACCCCACUACCGUGCUGUGAAGUGGCAUUACAAUGAACAAUCUCUGCAUGAAGCUCUUUUUGGGGAUGAGUCACGACUGGCAGACCGGCUGCUUGCCCUGGUCAUCCACCCUGAGGAGGAGGUUCAGAUCCAGGCCUGCAAGGUCAUAGUCAGCCUGCAGUGCUCCCAGGAUGUGGGAGUCCGGCCCUCCUCCUGCCGGCCCAGUCAUUCCUACUUCAAUAGCGGGGAAUAAAGUUAAGGAGAGCCAAUAAAUGACUAUGGGAGAAAAGCUUGAA
Molecule: messenger RNA, 2170 nt
Organism: Canis lupus familiaris (dog)
Lineage: Eukaryota; Metazoa; Chordata; Mammalia; Carnivora; Canidae
Gene: ARMC12
Product: armadillo repeat containing 12
Exons: 6
Coding region: 1024-2127 (367 amino acids)
Cellular component (GO): nucleus
Source: RefSeq, a predicted model, not a curated record